Ricinus communis (castor bean) is the source of this 2571-nucleotide messenger RNA. Its product is annotated as serine/threonine-protein kinase PBL27. The transcript is spliced from 5 exons. The record is from RefSeq and is a predicted model, not a curated record. Bases 420 to 1970 code for a protein of 516 amino acids. NCBI's taxonomy places the organism in Eukaryota, Viridiplantae, Streptophyta, Magnoliopsida, Malpighiales, Euphorbiaceae. Gene Ontology annotation, molecular function: ATP binding; protein kinase activity. Gene Ontology annotation, biological process: protein phosphorylation.
UUUGCAUUCAAUUUUAGAAAUUUGGAUAGAAAGAGAAAAGAAAAGAAAGAAAAAGCUCUUAUUAUUUACUUUAAUUACUUGAAUUUUGUCUUUCUAUUCUUUUACUUUCUCUUGUUGUUGCAAGUUUCCAAAUUAGUUUCUUCGAUUUGUUGAUCUAACUUUUGCUUCUCUCGAUCUUUCCCUUCAAUGGCCACUAAAGAUCCUAAAGAGAGAGAAAGAGUAGAGAGAGAAAGCAAAAGAACAAAAAAAGCAAAGUGAGUGACUUUGAUAGUCAAUUGUAUUGUACCAUCAGUUUUUUUUUUUUUUUUUUCAAAGAAAGAGGUUUUAAUAGCUAAAGGCUCGAACUUUACUAAAUUUUUGGGUGUUGGGAAUUGAGUGUUCUAUUGGGUUUGGUUUGGUUUGAUUUGUUUGGAUUUGAUAUGGGUGGGUGUUUUCCUUGUUUUGGAUCAUCAAACAAGGAGGGUACUGAUGGUGGCGGUGCUAUCAAAGAAGUGGCCAAGAAGGAUUCAGUCAAAGAAGGCUCAGUUGCUCAGUCACACCAUGUUGGUAGAGUUAGCUCAGACAAAUCAAAAUCACGAAAUGGCUCUGAUCCUAAGAAGGAGCCAACAAUUCCAAAAGAUGGACCAACUGCUCAUAUUGCAGCACAAACAUUUACAUUCCGGGAGCUUGCUGCUGCAACAAAGAACUUCCGACAAGAGUGUCUAUUGGGUGAAGGGGGUUUUGGACGGGUUUACAAAGGUCGUUUGGAGAGCACUGGACAGGUAGUUGCUGUAAAGCAGCUUGAUCGGAAUGGCCUUCAAGGAAAUAGGGAAUUUCUAGUGGAGGUUCUCAUGCUCAGCCUCCUCCACCAUCCCAACCUUGUUAAUUUGAUUGGUUAUUGUGCUGAUGGGGAUCAGCGCCUUCUUGUUUAUGAGUUUAUGCCACUGGGGUCAUUGGAAGACCACUUGCAUGAUUUUCCAUCAGACAAGGAGCCUCUAGACUGGAACACUAGGAUGAAGAUUGCAGCUGGUGCAGCUAAGGGGUUAGAAUACUUGCACGACAAAGCAAACCCACCUGUUAUUUACCGGGACUUAAAAUCAUCCAACAUCCUUCUUGAUGAGGGCUAUCACCCCAAGUUAUCAGAUUUUGGACUUGCGAAACUGGGUCCUGUUGGUGACAAGACGCAUGUCUCAACACGUGUGAUGGGGACAUAUGGUUAUUGUGCUCCUGAAUAUGCUAUGACUGGUCAACUUACUUUAAAAUCUGAUGUCUAUAGUUUUGGAGUUGUAUUUCUUGAACUUAUCACAGGGCGCAAGGCCAUAGAUAAUACCCGGGCUCCUGGAGAACAUAAUCUUGUCGCAUGGGCUCGACCACUUUUCAAAGAUCGUAGGAAGUUCCCCAAAAUGGCUGACCCACUGCUUCAAGGGCGUUAUCCAAUGCGAGGAUUAUAUCAGGCUCUUGCAGUUGCAGCCAUGUGCUUACAGGAACAAGCAGCCACAAGGCCUCUAAUAGGGGAUGUUGUGACUGCACUCACAUAUUUAGCUUCCCAAACGUAUGACCCAAAUUCUGCCAAUCAAAGUAACAGAGUUGGGCCAUCUACUCCUAGGAACAGAGAUGACCGGAAGGGCAUGGCUGAUGGGCUGGACAGCCCAGAUGAGCAUGGACGUGGUGGAUGGCAUGGCUCCCCUUCUACAUAUAAAAAUUCACCUGAUUAUAGAAGGCGUGACCCUAUGAGGGAAUCAAGCACCGCCAGCGAGUUAGGAAGGAGCGAAACUGGUGGUGGGUCUGGCAGGAAAUGGGGUUUGGAUGACUCUGAGCGACAAGAUUCUCAGAGAGGAAGUCCAGUAAAUACCAGCAGAGUUAGGGAGACUCCCAGGAAUCGGGAUUUAGAUAGAGAGCGUGCAGUUGCAGAAGCAAAAGUUUGGGGUGAGAAUUGGCGAGAGAAGAAGCGUGCAAAUGCAAUGGGUAGCUUUGAUGGUACAAAUGAGUAAAAAUUGCAGUGCAAGGCCAAUUCAUGUCUUUGAUUUGUUCUUGGCAAAAUAUAUGUUGUAUGCUUCCAGGGGUCAUCAUGAAGGGAAAAAAGAAGUUGUAGAUACACAGUUCUUGAAUGUUCUUGGUUCCCAUUUCUGCCAAGGGAAUAAGACUUGUUGUAUCCAACUUUGACUGCUGAUGUUAUUGUCCUGUAUCAUUCUUGUAGUCAUGAGUAUGAAAUUGAAUGCUUCAAUUAUGUGGUUGAAGGAAGGAAAACAGGGAGAGAUAAAGGUCUUCAGGGCAGAGGGGGGUGUUAAUGUUUGGUUUUCGGGCAUUUUACAGGGAACCCCACUGAAGAAUGAUGAAUGCAACAUGUUAAUGUUAUGUACUUAGGGUUUUUUUAUUUUUUUUUUCUUUUCCUUGAAGUUCUUUGCCACAGGAAUCUGGGAAGGUAGUUAAUUUUUGGCCAAUGUAUUUGUGGUUUUAAUUAUGUGGGGAAAGACUUAGAUUGGUGGGUUUGGUUUGGCCGUCUCAUUGGUGUUACAUAUUGUACUCAAUACGGUCUUGUGUAUGGAUUUCUGAGUCCGGUCAUGUUUCGGCUUAUACAGGAAGUUUUCAUCA